Aspergillus campestris IBT 28561 is the source of this 1790-nucleotide messenger RNA. Its product is annotated as ATP-dependent RNA helicase SUB2. The transcript is spliced from 5 exons. NCBI's taxonomy places the organism in Eukaryota, Fungi, Ascomycota, Eurotiomycetes, Eurotiales, Aspergillaceae. The coding region runs from base 236 to 1564 and encodes 442 amino acids. Gene Ontology annotation, biological process: mRNA export from nucleus; mRNA splicing, via spliceosome. The record is from RefSeq and is a predicted model, not a curated record. Gene Ontology annotation, molecular function: RNA helicase activity; ATP binding; RNA binding.
CGCCUUCCUGACGCCUCCCAUCUCGACCUCAUCGACCGUUCAAUUCAUCACAGACGGAUUGGAAACCGUGUUCUUGUGAUCAUUUCUGUCCAACCAGUUGGAUUGUUCUAAUUUUUCCAAGUCUGCUUCGAUUUCGACCUCUAACUCCCAAGCUUCCUGUUGCCUUGGCAAAAGACGCGCCGCGACCGUUAGAGUUUUCUAAGAACCCCGUGCCAUUGUAACAACUUUCGCCAACAUGUCUCACGAGGAAGAUCUCAUCGAUUACUCCGACGAGGAGCUCCAGACCACCGACGCGGCGGCGGCCACCACCACCGCGGCCGCUCCCGCCGCCAAUGGAGAAGACAAGAAGGGCGAUCUGACGGUGACUGGCCGUCCUGACAAGAAGGGUAGCUAUGUCGGUAUCCAUUCGACCGGUUUCCGCGACUUCCUGCUCAAAGGAGAACUCCUACGUGCCAUCACCGAUUGCGGUUUCGAACAUCCAUCGGAGGUCCAGCAAGUUUGCAUUCCCACCGCCAUUUUGAAUGUCGAUGUUCUCUGUCAGGCGAAGUCCGGUCUCGGUAAGACCGCGGUUUUCGUCCUGACCACCCUUCACCAGCUGGAGCCCGUGCCGGGCGAGUGCUCUAUUCUGGUCAUGUGCCACACCCGCGAAUUGGCCUAUCAGAUCAAGAACGAGUACGCUCGAUUCAGCAAGUACCUGCCCGAUGUGAAGACGGCCGUUUUCUACGGUGGUACCCCCAUCCAGAAGGACGUGGAGGUUCUGUCGAACAAGGACUCUUAUCCCAACAUCGUUGUCGGUACCCCCGGUCGUCUGAAUGCUUUGGUUCGCGACAAGAAGCUUUCCUUGCGCAACGUCAAGGCGUUCGUUCUCGACGAGUGUGAUAAGAUGCUUGACCAGAUCGACAUGCGCCGCGAUGUUCAGGAGAUCUUCCGCGCCACCCCUGCCGACAAGCAGGUCAUGAUGUUCAGCGCCACCCUGUCGCAGGACGUCCGACCUAUCUGCAAGAAGUUCAUGCGCAACCCCCUCGAGGUCUACGUCGACGAUGACACCAAGCUCACGCUGCACGGUCUGCAGCAAUACUACAUCAAGCUGAGCGAGGCGGAGAAGAACCGGAAGCUGAACGAGCUCCUGGAUAACCUCGAGUUCAACCAGGUCAUCAUCUUCGUCAAGAGCACCCUUCGUGCGAACGAGCUGGACAAGCUGCUGCGCGAGUGCAACUUCCCCAGUAUCGCCGUGCACUCGGGUGUGAGCCAGGAGGAGCGUAUCAAACGCUACAAGGAGUUCAAGGAGUUCAACAAGCGUAUCUGUGUGGCCACCGACGUGUUCGGCCGUGGUAUCGAUAUCGAGCGCAUCAACCUUGCCAUCAACUACGACAUGCCCGCGGACGCCGACUCCUACCUGCACCGUGUCGGUCGUGCCGGUCGUUUCGGUACGAAGGGUCUGUCGAUCUCCUUCGUCAGCAACGACGACGACGAGAAGGUGCUCAAGGAUAUCGAGAAGCGCUUCGAAGUUGCCCUUCCUGAAUACCCCGAGGGCGGCGUCGACUCCAGCACCUACAUGGCUUAGAAAACCGGUUAAUAUCUCAAGAUUGUAUCUGGCGAAAUCUGUCUACGUUUCAUUUUGCAGUCCCCGUUCUAGUUUUUCCUAUUUUCGUUUGUUUUGGCGUGAUGGCUCGGUUCAAGUUUGUCUCCCGUUGUCGUUGUAAUGAGGCACUGGCAUGAUGGCGAGCGGUCCAGGGCCAGUGCUCAUGGUAGUCUUAGGUGUAUUAUCAAUGAUUCGGCAGUUUGUCUCG